UUGAAAUCUAACGUGUAUUACAUUGAGUAUCGCGCGCAUUCCGAUGGCUAACGCUAAGCGCACGAGUUUGGAUGGCUUGAUUGAUUUUGAGUUCAAUGAAACGAAGUAUGAUUCUAGCAAUCCAUUGGUCCUGCUUGGAAACAAUGAGUCACAAUCUAAAGGAAAACAAAAACCAGAUUCUAUUAAAGCUGUUCAGAAUCAAAUUUUGUCAAAAAAGCGAAGGAAGGAGUUAGAGCGUAAAGUUGCUCAAAAGGAAAAGAAGUUAUCGCGUUCGGAAUUGUGGAAGGAAUUAGAGCAGUACAAAAAAUCUGAGACUGCCCCACCUGUAUCUGUGUUACCUUUGUUCAACAAACUUAAGAAGACAGAGAAACGAGUACAUAAUUCAAAUAUUAAAGGAAAGUCGUGGAAACGGGAAUGCCGUGAAUUGUCAGAUGCUUCAAAGUCUACGGACGAGUAUAGCAGUGAUGAGUCUGUUUCGGAGACGGCAAAUCCAAAUGACACCGUCAUUUCAGAACAGUGCCCAAAUAAGGAUGAUACUCACCCAUCUACCCAAAACAGUACUGAAAAGGAGCUUGAAAUUGAGGUGGUUCAGUCGGGAAAUACUUCCAAACCUGCUAGGUUUGUUUUAGUUUCACGGACACCAGAAGUAGUAACAUCCCGUCUCGCACUCCCCAUAUUAUCGGACGAAGCGAGCAUCAUGGAAAGUAUCAGUGAAAACGAUUGUGUUAUAAUCUGUGGGGCCACUGGGUGCGGUAAAACUACACAAGUCCCACAGUUUUUAUAUGAGGCAGGAUAUGCAAUGGAAGGGUAUAUGAUUGGGAUAACGGAGCCACGUCGUGUAGCCGCAAUAUCAAUGGCACGUCGAGUUGGUGAGGAAUUAAAUUUAACACCUAGCCAAGUAUCUUAUCAUAUUCGGUAUGACAAGGAAGUGACGAAAGAAACAAUGAUAAAAUUCAUGACAGAUGGAAUCCUUUUGCAGGAAAUCAAACAGGACUUUGAGCUAUCACGAUAUUCUGCCAUUAUAGUAGACGAGGCCCAUGAACGUUCAAUUUACUCUGAUGUGAUUUUGGGUCUAAUAUCUAUGAUCGUACGUCUACGUCGGCGGAGGCUUACGGAAAAUAUACCGACAAAUGGUAAAGUUUUACUACCUCUAAAGCUGAUUAUCAUGUCUGCAACUUUGAAAGUGAACGAUUUUUCUGAAAACCGUCGUCUUUUUCCACAAUCCCCUCCACCAGUCAUCCAUGUUGAAUCACGCCAGUAUCCUGUAACGUGUCAUUUUGCUAAGACAACAGAUCCAGAUUACCUGAAGGCAGCAUUUCGUAAAGUAGUAUCAAUUCACAAAACUUCACCACCUGGUGGAAUUCUGGUGUUUGUCACUGGUCAACAGGAAGCAAAUACACUUUGCAGUUGGCUUACAAGAGCGUUUCCAAAGAUAAAUGAGCAUGCAGCUAACUCAGUAAAUGAAAAGUCUAGUAAAGUUGAUGGACAUUCAAAACAGCAAAGACAGUUGCCAAAAGAAACUCACAAGUCAUCUGUAUCUGCAGAUACUUCGAAUGAAUGUGGGAAUGUGGGUGUAGAAGAAAGUGAUCGUUCUACCUCAUGUAUUGAUUUGAACAAUUUCGACAUUAUUCCUGCUGACGAGGAGACAGAAAUCGGUCAUACUCGUGUUCACCGUAAAAGCAUAGUAAAAGAAGAAAAGAAAUUAACUGAAUAUAAGAAAGAAGAAGCGGAUGACAGUGAAGUGGAGGAAAUUGAUGAUGAUGACGAUAUCCUUGAACAAAUUAGUCGAACACGUAGUGAGUCUUAUCCUGGUCCAUUGUAUGCACUACCUUUUUACUCAUUGUUGCCUCCUGAACGUCAACAAAAUGUUUUUCAUCCACCACCUGAGAAUCAUCGUUUGGUUGUGGUUGCGACCAAUGUAGCUGAAACCUCACUUACUAUCCCGAAUAUACGUUUUGUCGUAGAUACAGGCAAGGUAAAAACUAAGGUGUAUGAACCAGCAACAGGGACGUCUAGUUUUGAGAUCAUAUGGAUUAGUCAAGCAUCUGCUGAACAGCGAGCAGGAAGAGCUGGUCGUGUUGGUCCUGGUCAUUGUUACCGUUUGUACAGUUCACAGAUAUUUUCGAGUAUGAAACAGUUCUCCGUUCCUGACAUUCUUGUACGCCCAAUUGACGAAGUUGUUUUAAUGUUAAAGUUGUAUUUGGGAAGUACAAAGCUUUCACUUUUCCCUCUACCUACUCCACCAUCCACUCAAGCGAUCGAAGCUGCUGAACGUCGUUUGCUUGCUUUAGGUGCUCUGAAGGAAGUUGAAAAUACCACAGGAGGUCAAUCUCGUACAAUUUCAGACGCUGGGAAGUGGAUGACGAGAGUUCCAGUGCCUGCACGCUUUGCACGGAUGUUACUAUUCGCGAAUCAAUGCCAUCUAAUGCCGUAUGCUGUGAUACUAGUUGCUGCUUUAUCUGUACCGAAUCUGUUUGUAUCACAGACUUCGGAUACACCAUUUUUAUCGGAACAGGAAAAGACAUUUCAGUCUAACUUUGUCCAGCAAUUUGUUAGAAAUAAAGAAGAUCUGUAUCUUGGUGACCUAGCAGUACUCUUAGGUACAAUAUGCUGCCUAGAGCGCUAUGCAGCUCAACUUAGUGGUUUGAUUCCUGCAGAGCCUGGGAUAAUCGAGUCGGUUGGUGGGAAAACGUAUGUUUCACGUGAUCCCGAAGGAGCAUUGCGACAACUGGCACAACGUUGUGGUGUUCGAUGGAAUGCAUAUAAAGAGAUCCGACAACUUCGUAAACAGCUUACUGAUAUUUUGAAUGUUAUCAUUCCAGAUCUUGGCCUUGCCAUUGAUCUGUGUUUACCAAGACCCACAGAUUCACAAAUUAUUCAGUUGAGACAGUUGUUUCUUGUUGGCUCACCUUGUCAGAUUGCUAAAAAGCUAAGUGUUUGUGUCACUGGUCUACCGCCUAAUGAACGCCGACGACUUCGUUAUGCCUACGAGAUCCCAGGCAAGCAAGGACCUGUAUUCAUCGACCCAAAUUCUCCUCUGGCACGUGAGAAUUUCCCGUUCAUUGCAUAUCUAGAAGUUCACACUACAUCAAAAUCUUUUCUUCGCACGGUAUGUGCUAUAGAUCCGACAUGGAUACCAUUUUUGGCACCUCAGAGUUACUCAGUCAGUGAUCUUAUAUUGACAGAUAGCCUAGAUUCAUUAGAUAAUAAUGAAAACGAUGCGAAGAAUUUUGAUUCAUCCAACCAAAUCAAUGAUGAAACAAGUGAUACUGAUGAAUCCAACGCAUUGAAAAAGUCCACUUCCCUGACAUCCACUCCUACACCGCGUUAUGAUUCUGAACGUGAUGUUAUUGUUACUGGUGCCAAGUCUGUGAUAUAUAUUGGUUCGGGUGUUGUUCUUGAUUCUCCUGAAUUAUGUGAUGAUCAGUUUCUGGAUUUACCGAAUUCGAUUGUAGUUCCAAUUAACAGUAUAGCUGCAAGUCGGUCGUUAGGCUUCAAAGAAGCGCUUACAUGGAGUGUUCGUUGGUUCACACGUUUUCUUCUAGAAGGCAUAAUUUUUCCGGAAUUUAAGGAAUGGUUUCCUACAAAAAUAAAAAAGAAUAUUUCACCACAGAUAGUAACUGUUUCAUGGGGCGUGUAAGUUCUAAUUAAAUUGUAUUGUUUGCUAUAAUGUCGUUCAGUGAUAAUCAUAGUUAUUCUCCCUUAAAUCACAUGAGAAGACUAAUAAAGCUGAAGAAUCAACGAAUGGAAAGGUUACAAUUCCGUCAUCUCCGGGAUAUAUUCAUCAUAGAGUCAACCAUUCAAGUGAUAUUGUAGAUCUCGUUACGAGGACACAUAAAAAUUAUAUUGAAGGAUUUUGGGGCAGGUUGAAAAAUAGGAUAAGGGCUACAAAUGGAUCUCAAAAGGAUCUCAUUUAUAGUCAUUUAGAUGAAUAUAUGUACAGAAUGUGGUGUAACUUUUCUAAUGGCAGUCCGGUGCUUAACUGGGAGAUGUUUCUCUCACAUGUCAGGGAAAGAUACCCCCUGUAACAGUUUUAUGCUUUUUUCUACAAAUAUACGUUUCCAUUUAUCAUAAAUGCCUCUUUAAUGUGAUUGGUCCGUUCGAGGUCGUUUUCUGAUUGGUUGUUAGUGGUCUCGAAAGUUUAACUUUGCCAUGAGAAUUUUACACGCUUCAGUGUGUUCUUUACAAGUUAUACCAAUGGUAAAUUGACAUGGGAUUUUGUAGCUUAUCAUACUUCUAUCUCAGUGUAAGUUUGGUUCAUACAACACAGUUCGACUGUUUUUUUUUCUGAAUGAACUUAGUCAUUCAAAGUUAUGUCGAAGUCAUUGUCAUCAGGUUGUUUAGGCAGAUUAGACUAAUUUGUUGGAUAUUGUCGAUAGUUAUCAGAUGAUUAAAAUUGUCUCAAGUGUGUCGAUUAUUGUUUUUUUCACCAAUUAUUAAUAUUAGCGCAGUAGUGUUGUGUUUUCAUUUAAUCUCAGUGAGUUUCAACAUAGUAUUUAACAAAGAAGUACAGCAGUCCACAUCGUCACACUCCAUACAGUCAAUUAAAACUGAAAGAUUUCAUCAAUUCUACGUGUUCUAUCUGUAUAUAAAACUAAGUUUAAUACCUUGUCUUUAUCAGGGUUUUAUUUUAAUGCUUUAUGUGAACGCAACGUAACGUCAAUCAUUUUAAUAUUCUCAUCAUAUUUUUCUCAUUUUCGUGGAUCUACAGAGUGAGUAGCUCUGAACUUUUAUAUAGAGAGAAUAUGGAGAUGUAGAUUUGUACCCAACCGUAGUACUACCUAUUUUGACAAUUACAAAUAAUAUUUAGUUGGAAGAAAAAUUAAAAUGGCCUGGCAAACUGUUUGAAAUAAAUUCUUGAAGUCUAUUAAAUUUGUCUAAGUGUUUUAGAAUCAAAAAUAGACCGAAGUCUAUCAAAGUUUUUAUCAGCUAUAUGCUGCUCAAAGUGAGUUAACGUAGAAGUCAUGUGUUUAUAACUUCAGCUAUAGUAAAGUUGGAUCCCAAAAGGUUUCUCAAAUUAAAUUUUACAUUAUUACUGUCUGAUCACCUUUUCCAAUUCGUUUUGUCUUACUUUUUCCUAGUAUUCGUCCUGAGGUACGUUCUUUAGUGUCUGUUUUAGUCUUAGACAAGAUCGAUUCUAAGAAGAAACUUUUGCAACAGUGGAAUUCCGAUCCGUUGUAUAUUUCGAAAGAAUUGGCGUCUUGGUUGCACUCAGGAUGUGUUAGCGAGUUUCAUGCAUCUUGGCCACUGAUUAAAAAUCCAGAUACACACUGACUUCAUCUCUUCUUACAGAGUCUGUAAAAUAAUGCUUUCUUUGUCCAUAAUUUUUUCUUGCAAAUAAAAAGUGUACAGUUCGUAUGUGUUUUGAUAUCUAGUUUUUUAUGGAGCAAAACGAUAGAUCGCAUUAUCUAUGAAGCAAAGCAUAUUAUAUACACAUUCAUAUGAUUUCGAAUACUAGCAACAUAUGUGCGUAUUUUCGUGAAAUCAGUUACACUUCACGAAUGCACACACGCUCAUCGUAUUUCAAUCAAUUUCAACAAUCUUCUGUUGUCUUCAGUAUACAUUCUAAUAUUCUAGUGCUUACGCUCAUUAUCACAAUACUUCCAACCAU
Messenger RNA from Trichobilharzia regenti, 5611 nucleotides. The record is from the annotation of a GenBank genome assembly. Lineage: Eukaryota; Metazoa; Platyhelminthes; Trematoda; Strigeidida; Schistosomatidae.